AUGUCCACCUCCACGUCAGAAAAACAGGCUAAAAAUGAGGCCCUGUUACAAGAUCAAACAAACCUCCUCCCGCGGAAACAACUCCUGAUUGUUUUCUCCACAAUGGCGUCGGCAUUUCUCGUAGCCUAUGCCGACCAAAAUGGCAUCGCGGUGGCUUUGCCUACGAUGGCAGAAGACCUGAACGCUGCGGACACAAUCGCUUGGGCCGGCACGUCAUCGAUGAUUGCGAACACAUUGUUUCAGGUCCUUUACGGGCGCCUGUCAGACAUCUUUGGACGAAAAAUCAUCUACCUGUCAGCUGUCGCCCUACUCGCGAUAGGGGACAUUCUCUGCGCAACGGCGGUCAACGCGCCGAUGCUCUAUGUCGCUCGUGGCCUUGCUGGUAUUGCGAUAGGGGGCGUGAACUCUUUGACGAUGAUGAUCGUCUCUGACAUUGUUUCCUUGCAAGAACGGGGUCGCUACCAGGGAAUAAUUGGGAGCUGUAUUGGCCUGGGAAACACCAUCGGCCCUUUCCUGUCAGCUGGAUUCACCCAGAGCUCAAAAACCAGCUGGAGAGGAUUUUUCUUCUUGCUUUCUCCCCUGAUGCUCUGCUCGGGCGUCGCUUCUUUCUUCUUGCUCCCAUCAACACCUAUGGCAAAAGGUCAAGGUCUUCAAAAAGCUCGUCUUGUCGAUUGGUGGGGCCUCCUCACUGGAACGGUAGCCAUCGUCCUGUUCCUUAUUCCGGUGUCUGGUGGAGGAUCUUAUUUCCAAUGGAACUCCCCUCUUGUAAUCUCAAUGCUUUCCAUUGCAGGAGUUGCAACAGUGGCUUUCCUACUGGUUGAGUGGAAGGUCUCCAAGCUGCCGAUGGUACCCAUGAGAAUGUUCAAAACACCAGCAGUAGCUGUGAUCCUCUUACAAAACUUCCUAUUUGGAUACGUCUACUACUCGGAGCUCUACUACUUGCCUAUCUACUUUCAGAAUGUUCGCAGGGUAUCGCCUAUUGUGUCAGCUGCAUUGUUGACCCCACUGGUUGUGGCGCAGAUGAUCUUUUCGGUUGGAUCUGGAUUUUACAUUACACGAUUCUCCCGGUACGGAGAGGUUAUUUGGAGUGGCUUCACUUGCUGGACUCUUGGGGCUGGUCUUCUCUGCAUCCUUGGUCAAGGGACCAAUCUCGCCGUGCCUGUGAUCGCGCAAAUGAUCAUUGGCGUCGGCGUGGGCAACGUUUUCCAGCCUUGCCUCAUUGCACUUCAAGCACAUUCGCCAAAAGCGCUCCGUGCUGUAGUCAUAUCGAACCGCAAUUUUCUCCGCGCUCUUGGCGGGGCGGUUGGCCUUGCUUGCUCUAGCCAGCUGCUGCAGUCGUCCUUGCGCAGAGCACUUCCGGAGGAACUGAGACAUCUCGUAGCCUCUUCGUACAAGCUACCAGAUCUUGGAAGUCUUUCAUCAAGCCAAGCAACUCAGCUGGAAUCGGCAUACGCUCAAGCUAGUCACGAUGUGUUCAUUUCAAUGGUACCGAUUAUGGGUCUAUGUUUGGUUCUUUGCGUGUUCAUCAAAGACCGCGGACUUUCAACUAAGGAAGCAAAGCCAGCCGCUGAAGCUGCUGAAGCUGCUGGCCCAGGUCCAGCAGAUCAGGAGGCACAAGGACAGGAUUCCGGCAAAGAUGUGAGUCCUAGUGACACGGCAAGCGCUGGAGCUGACUCUGAGAAGGGGGAGCCAAUUCCAGUCAAGUCGGCAUCACGCACCGGCUAA
This is a messenger RNA of Diaporthe amygdali, 1725 nucleotides long. RefSeq lists its product as uncharacterized. NCBI's taxonomy places the organism in Eukaryota, Fungi, Ascomycota, Sordariomycetes, Diaporthales, Diaporthaceae. Bases 1 to 1725 code for a protein of 574 amino acids. The transcript has 2 exons. Gene Ontology annotation, biological process: transmembrane transport. The record is from RefSeq and is a predicted model, not a curated record. Gene Ontology annotation, molecular function: transmembrane transporter activity.